This is a messenger RNA of Mercenaria mercenaria, 930 nucleotides long. RefSeq lists its product as uncharacterized. The coding region runs from base 36 to 653 and encodes 205 amino acids. The record is from RefSeq and is a predicted model, not a curated record. The transcript is spliced from 3 exons. NCBI's taxonomy places the organism in Eukaryota, Metazoa, Mollusca, Bivalvia, Venerida, Veneridae.
UGACGUCAGAUGUCCGUGUUUUAACGGAAAUACACAUGGAUUUUUCAUAUCAGUACACGUCACAAACAAGACUAUAUUUUGAAACACUCAUUCUAAAUUUCAGACCGGAACAGAAUAUUUUUGUGGAAAUGAGAUUAGGUUUAAAAUUCCAGCUAGUAACUGUGAUUACAAAUGUGAAGGUAAACCCUUUCUGCGGUGGCGACUGGCGGAUUUCUAUAUAUGACACUUGGUAUUGUGCCAAUGGACCUUGUCUAAACGGCGCCACAUGCGUGGAGAUAUUUACAAACGUUUACAGAUGUAUAUGCACUGACGAAUGGACAGGAACAUAUUGCGAAAACAAGAAACCGCAAACAACAGUGCAAUCGCUUUCAACAACAACAACAAAAAUAACCACUAGUACUGCUAUUUAUAAGAAAACCAGUACCGCCUCCGGAAAGUCGACUGAUGGUUCAAGCAGAGAAUACAGGACAAAUGUGACAGAUAGUACAUAUAUAAAUCCUACAGGUAGUAUUACGGUAUCUUUCAGUGUUGCGAUCUUGUUGUUUCGCUCUUUGAUUUUGAUUAAAACAAUGUACUCAAAUUUUAGACUUUCAGGAAAAUCAUUAGUGACAUGUCCAUACUUAAAAGGACGGAUUACACCAAACCGGAAGUGACUACUCAGUGUUACAUGUGAAGUAGUCCAAAAUGUAGUUCCAUGCUAUGGAUGAAAUCUGGUAUAAUGAGUGACAUGAGGAGGUGACAGUUACAUUUUGGCUUAUGUUUAUUGCUUAUAUACAACAUAACAUGUCAAUAUUUUUCUAUUUUUGAUAAGAAGACAUGUUAUACUAAAUGACCAUAUAUGGUUUUCAUAUCAUUGAAAUGCUCUAAAGUGCUUAAAAUGAGGUCUGAAUGUUUUGUUAUUAAUAUGAAAUAAAUAAGGAAUUGAAUUGG